This is a messenger RNA of Drosophila erecta, 798 nucleotides long. RefSeq names its product clumping factor B. The transcript has a single exon. Bases 130 to 663 code for a protein of 177 amino acids. Lineage: Eukaryota; Metazoa; Arthropoda; Insecta; Diptera; Drosophilidae. The record is from RefSeq and is a predicted model, not a curated record.
AACCCAUUACUUCCCUGCCACUCGAGCGAUACGAAACUGGUUUUUGAAAACUAACAAAAAUUCUCCGUGCACACAAAAUUCUAAGUGAAACAAUCUAAAUCUAGUUCUAAGCAGCUGUAGAAUUCAAAGAUGACUAGCAAGAAGGCCAAGGAUCUGAGUCCUGCAUCCCUGGAGGAUUUGGUCAGCCAGGUGUUCGACAAGUCCAAACAGCUCAGCAUGUCGAUGAAGGAGCAGCGCAAACUAGUGCAGGAGUAUCUGAAUGCCAAAGUCGCUGGCAGUGAUGCAAGCGAUGGAGAACAUGAAAGUGAUUCCGAUUCAGAUUCAGAUUCCGACUCAGAUUCCGAUUCCGACUUUGAUUCCGAUUUCGAGGAGGAUUCCUGUACCGAUUCCGACGAGCAAACAAAGGAGAGCAGCGAAGAGUCGGAAUCGGAACUCAGCGACGUCGAGGAGGGUUCAUCCCCAGGAGAUGAGGGUCCUAAGAAUCGGAAAACGCAAAUCUCCAGAGACGAGCCUGAACUAUCGCGGCUCGUGGCCUUUGUGCCUCCACCCAAAUCCCCUGCCCAGCCUGCGUCCCGCAUCCAGCGGCGACUGACUAUGGCUGGUGGCAUGGUUGCUCCUCCAAGUCGCAAAAGUGCUGCUCCGCAGUCGGGAAAAGCCAAGUAGAUGUGAAUGAGGUUUAGUCGGGAGCAGGAGGUUUCUUCAUAUGGUUUUAUUUACAUAAUUUUGUAGUACUUUGUAGUUGUGCAACUCCCCAUUUUAAAUUAAUAAGCUGGAAAAAGUAGGUCGUACUGAAAUUGA